AGGAUCACAUUUUGCACUUGGAUCUGAAACCAGGAAAUAUACUUCUGGAUGACAACAUGGUCCCAAAACUUGCUGAUUUUGGCCUCUCGAGGUGCUUGGGUGAAAACCAAAGCAAGGUUUUUACUAAUAAUAUUGGUGGAACACUGGGAUAUUUGGCACCAGAAUACAAUCAUGGUGUAGUCACAGAAAAGUUUGAUUUGUAUAGUCUUGGUGUUAUAAUUAUGGAGAUACUGACAGGAGGCAGGGGCUGGGACAGGUCUCACGCCAUUGAUGGUACUUGAGAACUGGAUCAACAGGUUGGGUGAAUCACGGACAAAUAUACAGUUGGACCAGAUAAAAAUAUGUGCUCAGAUAGGGAUUGAGUGCAGCAGCAUUAAUGCACACAAUAGACCAGAUACAAAGCAUAUAAUCGAUAGGCUUGGAAAGGCAGGAAGUACACAGGAAACGCAAGGGUCCGGCAAGCUACUUCACGUCCAGCCGACUGUACUCCUGUUUGACUUGCAACCCCAGAAAUUGAUCCCGUGCUCACUGCAGCUUACAAAUGACACGGAUGACCACAUGGCAUUUACACUUAGUACUACAGAGAUUGUGGACUGGUCGGAGCACUUCAUGGCUAGGCUGCCGCUAUACGGCAUUGUGCCGGCGCGGUCCACUUACACCCUCAUUCUGACAGUGUUGGAGUGGGAGGUACCAGACAAAAGAUUUUGCGAUAUGAUCCUGCAGAGCUGUAUAUCAGCGUAUAACCACAUCCGGAAGUUCAGAGACAAACCUGAAUGUGAGCACUUCUUUAAAGUUAACAAGACAGUGAAUGGAGUGCACGAGGUGAAACUGACAGCCUUUUUGUCUCUAAAAGGACAAUCAAUGUCGUCCAAGCCCACCGGGCCGGGCAUCAGGCCAUUGUUUAAUCAGAUCUUAUCCAUGGAUGAACCGCGGAAAACUCUGUAUUCUUUGGACGCGCAUCCGACCAAGCCAUGGAUUAUAACUGGUCAUGCCUGUGGACAUGUUCGCAUUUGGAACCAUGAGACACAGUGCCUAGUGGAUUCAUUUAAAGUCUCGCGGGGAUCAGUUUAUUCUGUUAAAUUUAUUGUGCGGAAGCAGUGGUUCAUCUCUGGUUCAGCAGAAGGUCUCAUACAUGUUUACAGUUAUGAAACAAAAAUGCAAAAGAUCACGAGUUUCAGAGCUCAUGAUGGCCUCAUGUCGCUGGCUGUUCAUCCCACUCAACCGUAUGUGCUGUCAUCGCCUUGUUCGCGUCACCACGAGAAGAAACUUUGGGACUGGGAGAAGGGAUGGGACUGCACACAAACAUUUGAGAGGGAAUACUUUGAAAGGGAUUUUCUAUGCCAAGUCGCUUUUGACCCCAAGGAGACCAACCGUUUUGCUAGUACUUCGGAUCACACAGUGAAGGUUUGGAGCCUUGAUUCUCCCAAAUCUAACUAUAAUCUGCCUGGGCAUUUUAACGAAGUGAACUUCCUGGAAUUCUUCACACGUGAUGAACUGCUGUAUCUGAUUACUGGCUCUCAUGACAUGGCUGCAAUGAUAUGGGACAUGCAGAAGAAGAAAUAUGUUACCAAUAUGCCGCAAACUUUGAUGUCUCCUGUAGAUUCUGUCUUCUCACAUCCCAAACUACCAAUACUACUUACAUGUUCAUCUGACGGCACUUCUCAUUUCUGGAGCUCCAAAGAUUUUAGGCUUGAGGGAGUCCUUGACUAUGGUUAUGGAGGAAAUGUAAGGGGCGUUGCGUGUUUGAUGGGAUCGAAAGGAAGGUUUGUGAUUGCGCAAGAAGCUGCAUUAACAAUCCUGGAUAUUGAUAAUGAGAAAUAUCAGGAGUCAAGGGAAUCUAGUGAGCCACAGUUACGUGCUGAUACAAGACCAGAAGACACAUAUUCUGAGAUGAUAACCCAAGUGUCAAACGAGCUUCUUCGUGUCCACCCGCUGAAGCUCCACUUCCCCUUCCGAUCCCACAAGUUGAUCCCAUGCUCACUGCACCUAACAAAUAACACGGAUAAACAUGUGGCAUUUAGACUUAGUACAGAAGAGGGAUUGGUGUGGUGGCAGCAGCCCUUCACAAGGAUGCCCCUAAGCGGAAUUGUGCCGUCGAGAUCUACUUACACUCUCAUUAUAACGAUGAGAGAGCUUCCGAAACUGCUACAAGAACAAAACAUUAAUCUGAUUCUGCAGAGCAGUAUAUCUGGGGAUAAGUACAUCUAUACGUUCAUAGACCAAACCGAAUGUGAUCUAUUUUUUGAGGAUGCCAAAGAUACAGGGAAUGUAGUGCAUGAGGUGAAAUUGAAAGCUGUUUCGUCUCUGCAAGGACAGGCAAUGUCUGAGAAUGGAUCGACUGUAGAAGACGCAAUCCAACCUUUAAUAAACAUAUGGGGUUUGUUCCACCCUGCCAAGGACUUUUCUGGUGUGCUGUGUUCACUAGAUGCUGAUCCGACUGAGUCAUGGAUUAUAACAGGUCAUCGCCAUGGAGAUGUUUCUAUAUGGAAGUGUGGCACACAGAGAAUGAUGUCUUCGAUUAACACCUGGGAGGAAACAGGCCUCCCUAGGAAUAUCCUUAACACCCAACACGAUGUUUAUUCUGUCAAAUUCAUUACAAGGAGGCGAUGGUUUGUGGCUGGGACAUAUGAUGGUUUCAUCCAUGUGUAUAACUAUGCAACAAGGAUGGACUUCAUAAAGAGAGUCAAAGUACAUUCACAUGGGAUUAGAGACAAUGGUAUUUACUUGUCCAGAGCACUGGUCGUCCAUCCAACCCAGCCGUAUGUGCUCUCGAUUUUUGAAGAAAUGAAACUCUGGGACUGGGACAAAGAUUGGAAGUUCAUACAAACAUUUGAGAGGGAACACUCCGAUUCCAUACAACAAGUGGCAUUUAGCCCAAAAGACACCAACACUUCUGCUAGUGCUUCAAGUGAUCACACAGUAAAGCUUUGGAGCCUUUAUUCUCGCAUAUCUGAGUAUACUCUGCGCGGCCAUUCAGACAAAGUGAACUGCCUGGAGUUCUUCACACGUGAUGGUCAGCAAUAUUUGAUUACUGGCUCUCAAGACUGUACUGCCAAGAUAUGGGGCUUGCAAGAAAAGAUGUGUGUGCAUACAAUGGAUGUUUUCAUGUCGCCAGUUGUUUCUGUCAUUUCCCUUCCGGAUACCCCAUACUUAACUACAGGUUCAGAAGAUGGCACUGUUCAUUUGUGGAGCUGUGCUAGUUUCAGGCUUGAGAGAAUAUUUAACAUUGGUGGCAGUGGGCCUGUUCGGAGUCUAUGUUUGAUGGGGUCAAAGAGACAAGCUCAUCCUCUCUCUCAACUGAGCUGAUCCGGGUCGAGCCCCCGGAGUUGCGCUUCCCAGUUGUCCAAGAGGUGUCAAGCACACUGAAGAUCAGCAAUAUAACAGAUCACUAUGUGGCUUUCAGUAUAUGGUCAUUGAAUGAUACGGCAAACUACAAUGCAUUGCCGACGAAAGGAGUUCUCUUACCGCAGUCGACACUACAAGUUAUUGUAACGAGAGUUGCACAUGAGUGG
Triticum aestivum (bread wheat) is the source of this 3512-nucleotide messenger RNA. RefSeq lists its product as uncharacterized. Lineage: Eukaryota; Viridiplantae; Streptophyta; Magnoliopsida; Poales; Poaceae. The transcript has 22 exons. Bases 271 to 3306 code for a protein of 1011 amino acids. Gene Ontology annotation, cellular component: COPI vesicle coat. Gene Ontology annotation, molecular function: protein binding. The record is from RefSeq and is a predicted model, not a curated record. Gene Ontology annotation, biological process: endoplasmic reticulum to Golgi vesicle-mediated transport; intracellular protein transport; retrograde vesicle-mediated transport, Golgi to endoplasmic reticulum.